UUUCAUUUUAGCGAACAAGACUUUUAUUUUGAUUUGGCGGUGUGACGUCACAAGGCUGCGCCGCGCUCCCGCGUCUGCGAUUCGGAUGAAGAGAGGACAAAGUGUCCAAACACAGAAAAACUCCUGCUGAAGCAACUGAGAUCCAUGUGACACACGAUUAUAAAGAUGGCGUUUAUUAAAGAAGAGAGUGAAGACAUUAAGAUUGAAGAAGCAUUCAGAGUCAAACAUGAAGAUACUGAGGAACAAACAGACCUUGUGCUCCUAAAAGAGAAAAGUGAAGAACUAAAUGAAGUGGAAGACAAAGAUCAGUAUGAGAAACAUGAUUUUACUGGAGAAAGUCUGUAUAGUUGCUCACAAACUAAACAGAAUUCACAAAAGAGAGUUCAAAAGACAGGAGCUAGAAGUCAUUUCACCUGCCAACAAUGUGGAAAGAGUUUCACUAAGAAAGGAACCCUUAAUGUCCACAUGAGAAUUCACACCGGAGAGAAGCCUUACACCUGCCAGCAGUGUGGAAAAAGUUUCACUAAAAGUGGAACCCUUCAAAGGCACAGUAGAAUUCACACUGGAGAGAAACCUUACAACUGCAAACGGUGUGGAAAGAGUUUUACUGAAAGAGCAAACCGUAAUGUUCAUAUGAGAAUUCACACCGGAGAAAAGCCUUACACCUGCAAACUGUGUGGUAAUAAAUUCAUUCGAAAAGGAAGCCUUGAUAGCCACAUAAGAAUUCACACUGGGGAGAAACCUUACACCUGCCAACAGUGUGGAAAGAGUUUUAGUCAAAAAGGAAACCUCAAAGUUCACAUGAGUGUUCACACUGGAGAGAGCCUUUUCAACUGCCAUCAAUGUGGUAAAAGUUUCACUAUAAAGGGAAACCUUGAAGUCCACAUGAGAAUUCACACUGGAGAAAAGCCGUUCACAUGCCCUAAGUGUGGAAAGAGCUUCUGUCAAAAAGGAAACCUCAAAGGCCACAUGAGUGUUCACACUGGUGAGAAAUGUGAAAAACUAAAUGAAAUGGAAUACAAAGAUCAGUCUGAAAAACAUGAUUUCACUGGAGAAAGUUUUAGUUGCUCAGAAACUAAACUGACAACUCAAAAGACAGGACCUAGAAGUCCUAUCAUCUGCCAACAAUGUGGAAAAAGUUUCACUAAAAAAGAAACCCUUAUGCUCCACAUGAAAAUUCACACCGGAGAGAAGCCUUACACCUGCCCACAGUGUGGAAAAUGUUUCGCUGUUAAUGGAACCUUUCAAAGGCACAUUAGAAUUCACACUGGAGUGAAACCUCACACCUGCCAACAGUGUGGAAAGAGUUUUACUGAAAGAGGAAACUAUACUGCUCACAUGAGAAUUCACACCGGAGAGAAGCCUUACACCUGCAAACUGUGUGGAAUUAGUUUCAUUCGAAAAGGAAGCCUAGAGAGCCACAUGAGAACUCAUACUGGAGAGAAACCUUACACCUGCCAACAGUGUGGAAAGAGUUUUAGUCAAAAAAGAAACCUCAAAGGCCACAUGAGUGUUCACACUGCUGAGAAUUGUGAAAAAGUAAUUGAAAUGGAAGACAAAGAUCAGUCUGAGAAACAUGAUUUUACUGGAGAAAGUUUGUAUAGUUGCUCACCAUCUAAACAGACUUCACAAAAGAGAGCUCAAAAGUCAGGAGCUAGAAGUUAUUUCAUCUGCCAACAAUGUGGAAAGAGUUUCACUAAAAAAGAAUCCCUUAAAGUCCACAUGAGAAUUCACACCGGAGAGAAGCCUUACACCUGCCAGCAGUGUGGAAAAAGUUUCACUAAAAAUGGAACCCUUCAAAGGCACAUGAGAAUUCACACCGGAGAGAAACCUUACAACUGCAAACGGUGUGGAAAGAGUUUUAGUCAAAAAAGAAGCCGUAAUGCUCACAUGAGAAUUCACAUCAGAGAGAAGCCUUAAGGCCCUGAUAUACUUCAAACGAAGUUCGUUUUUGUUCUUCGUUUGGGGCAAAAAGAAGUUUGAAAAUUCUGAGUGAUGGUAUACUGUUUCUGAACUCUCUGACACCCCCGCACUGCUGGAGGCGGGGUGUAGAUUAAUGUAAACGUGUCACGCUACUUGCGCGUAUCCCCUAAACAAAACAAUGAUGAAGUGUAGGCGAUCUAGGUGUAAGAUGGGCCCUACUGGUUAGAAUAUUAUAGACAAAAGAAUAAUGAUUAGCAUCAGUUCCGAGUCAAGUAUCAUGUUUGCAAUACAAAAGAACCAUUCCAUUUCCAUAAUCAGUCCUUUAUGGAAAGUGUGAAUGACACAUAUAAACUUAAGCAUGAUGUGGAAAAAAAUAUUGGUGUCAGUUUGUUCCUUUAUUUUAUUAGUGUUCAUUUAUUUUAUUAAACUGGAUAAAUUGUUACACCUUUUUAUAUUUUAU
This is a messenger RNA of Cyprinus carpio (common carp), 2383 nucleotides long. RefSeq lists its product as uncharacterized. The record is from RefSeq and is a predicted model, not a curated record. Lineage: Eukaryota; Metazoa; Chordata; Actinopteri; Cypriniformes; Cyprinidae.